Scedosporium apiospermum is the source of this 1296-nucleotide messenger RNA. RefSeq lists its product as uncharacterized. Bases 1 to 1296 code for a protein of 431 amino acids. Gene Ontology annotation, molecular function: hydrolase activity, hydrolyzing O-glycosyl compounds. Lineage: Eukaryota; Fungi; Ascomycota; Sordariomycetes; Microascales; Microascaceae. The transcript has 3 exons. The record is from RefSeq and is a predicted model, not a curated record.
AUGGUCAUGUUUAUUCCAUCCCUUCUCGCAGCAGCGAGUUUCUUCUUCCUCCUCUCCUCGGCCUUCCCCAACGAACGCCGCCAGGAAGAAGUGUCCACUGUAUCAUGGCCCGACGGCCCUUUCCGCGUCGAGGGCCGCUGGAUCCUCAACGCCUCGGGCAAAAACGUCACAUACGCCGGUGUCAACUGGUCGGGCCACGGCGAGGCCAUGGUCCCCGAGGGUCUGCAACAUCAGUCGGUCGAAUACAUCGUGUCCAAGAUCAAGAGCGCGGGUAUUAAUGCUAUCCGGCUGACGUUUGCGAUUGAGAUGAUUGACGAUAUUUAUGCCAAGGAUGGCGAUACGGAUCUGGAGACGUCGUUUGUGAAGGCUUUGGGGGAGCAGAAUGGGAAGAAGAUCUUGGCGCAGGUCUUGGAGAAGAACCCGUCGUUUACGGCCAAGACGACACGCCUCGAGGUCUUUGACGCUGUCGCUGCCGAGUGUGCUAAGCAGCAGAUUUACGUCCACUUGGACAACCACAUCUCCAAGGCCAAGUGGUGUUGUGGCGAGACGGACGGCAACGCGUGGUGGGGAGACCGCGAGUUUCCCGUUAACAAUUGGGUCCGCGGGCUCAAGUACAUGGCCGAGCAUGGCAAAAACUGGACAGCCCUCACUUCCAUCGCCCUCCGCAACGAACCCCGCAACCCAUCCAACAACGCCGCAGCAGCAUCAACCUACAACUGGGAGAGCUGGUACAAGUUCGUGCGCCAAGGCACCCAAGGCAUCUUCGAGUCGAACCCCAACGUCCUCAUCUUCCUUUCGGGCCUCAGCUAUGACACGUACAUCGAGCCCGUCUUCCUCGGCACGGCCCUGACCCCAGGCAACGGGCGCUUCAGCCGCGACGACUUCCCCGGCCACGCCGACAAGCUCGUGCUCGAGAUCCACAACUACGAGCGCACCAUCGGCAGCUGCCAGUCGCUCAGCGGGAACCUGUACAAGAAGGGGUUCCAGGCCAUGCACGCCGAGGACCGUGGCACGGUCAAUGUGUUCCCUACCAUGUUGACGGAGUUUGGGUUCCCGCAGGAUGGAAAGGCGCAUAGGGAUGUGUAUGCGCAGUGUUUGUCGACUUACCUUCCUGAGCAGAAGGCGGGCUUCUUUUAUUGGGUGUUGAAUGGGUGCUACUACAUUCGGUCGGGGACGCAGGAGUAUGAUGAGGCUUGGGGGUUGUUGACGGCGGAUUGGAAGGAGUGGAGGGAUCCGGCGUAUAUUAACGGGGCGUUUAAGACCAUGGUUGAGGGCGUCAAGGGGUACUUGGAGUGA